CCUUCCGAUUCGACCCCAAACCUGCGGUGAAGCCAAUCCAUCUCUCACCUCGUCCCUGAGGAAUGGACACGCGUUGUUCCCUGCUUGCUCCCCCCAGUCUAUGGUCCCAUCGCUUUCCGUCCAUCCCUCCACCUCCACUACGCCGCUUGACGACUGGGAGCAGCAGCAGCAAGCAGUACUACUACUACCACUACUACCGCUUCGGCUACCACUACUAACUACUACUUCGAUUACUACCACCACGACCACCACUGCCACUACUAAUUAUCCACCCGACUACUAAAUAAUACGACUUACGACUACCACCCCCAGACAACAUCAACAACCUGGGGCCACACACUUCUUGGCUUCCCGCACUACUCAAU
Molecule: messenger RNA, 365 nt
Organism: Aspergillus heteromorphus CBS 117.55
Lineage: Eukaryota; Fungi; Ascomycota; Eurotiomycetes; Eurotiales; Aspergillaceae
Exons: 1
Coding region: 101-283 (60 amino acids)
Source: RefSeq, a predicted model, not a curated record